Branchiostoma belcheri (Belcher's lancelet) is the source of this 1014-nucleotide messenger RNA. Its product is annotated as zinc finger C3H1 domain-containing protein-like. The record is from RefSeq and is a predicted model, not a curated record. Lineage: Eukaryota; Metazoa; Chordata; Leptocardii; Amphioxiformes; Branchiostomatidae. The transcript is spliced from 11 exons. Gene Ontology annotation, cellular component: nucleus; exosome (RNase complex). Gene Ontology annotation, molecular function: protein binding. The coding region runs from base 1 to 1014 and encodes 337 amino acids.
AUGGGACCAGUUCUCCAAGAAGCUGCUUCCAGACAUCCACAGAGUGCAGAAGUACAUCUUGCCCUUGCAAAGUGUCUCCUCGCUCAGGGUGACAAUGACAGUGCUCUAGGAUCUCUGGCAAACUUUGUGGAAGCCUUCUUCAAUGUAGAAGACUCGUCUGAGGAACACACACCACAAAGACUCUACAGCACGCUGCUUGGUCAGACCCUACCACUGGGCUACACACCACCACCUUAUACUGAUGGGGUGGACCAUUCUACUGUGAGGGGGGAGCAGCUCCAUCUCUACCUUAACUACAGUUUGCUGCUGGACUUGCAAGGUGACAGUGUGGGCUCAGCUGAGGUUUUUGAAUCUGCCAUCUGUAGCCUUACCUCCACCAGAGAAGUACAGACUGUCUGGAUACAAUACUUGAAACACCACCUGUCAAGGUUACAGUCCAGCCAGAACAAGAUGGACGCCACCAAGACCCUGAGAGAGCUGACCAAUCGCUGCCUUGUUUCCAUGCCGACCAGUUUCCCUCGGCAACACGGGCGGGGCCACUGGCAGGACUACAGCUUCCACAACAAGGUCGUUGACCUCUUCAUGGGCUGUCUGGAGAAGGGUCAAAGGUCGGCUGCCUACGAGAACUUCCUACGCAUGAUGCCGAACAACGUGAAUCUGAACUUGAGGGCUGUGGAGCAUGCGUUUGCCACAGAUGAUGUCCAGCUGGCCCGCAGUCUCCUAGCAACAGUUGCCGGGGAACAGCCACGCCCUGUCGGACUCUGGCAACUUGCUGUCCACCUGCACCUACUGGACGGUAACAUCAACAAGGUGUCCAGACUCUACAAGCAGGCAACCAGGCUGCUGCCCCAUCAUGCAACACUCUGGAAAGACUAUAUCCUUUUCGAGGCCGUCUACGGUGGGAAGGAGGAAAGAGUAAACGCAAUCGUCAGUCGCUGUCGCCAAAAUGGAGUCAACAUUGAGGAGUAUCUGGCCACCAUCUUUAAGUCUUCCACCGCGUCUUCCAAGUCGUGA